This is a messenger RNA of Funneliformis caledonium, 1665 nucleotides long. The record is from the annotation of a GenBank genome assembly. NCBI's taxonomy places the organism in Eukaryota, Fungi, Glomeromycota, Glomeromycetes, Glomerales, Glomeraceae.
AUGGCCCCUAAAUCAGGAGAAUUUUCGCUGGCCGACGACAAAGAUUCAUUAAAUAAUGAUAACUCAGCAAACGAGUCAGAAGAAAUGUGGUCUUCCAUUCUUCAAGGAGUUGCGUCCUCAAAAAUCGUUCCUACAAAGAGUUUGUUGAUUCUAGGCGACAGAGAUUCCGGCAAAUCCACCCUCAUCAGACACCUUAAAGGUGAAGAAGACGAAGAGGUUUAUGAAGGGCUUAAUGCUAACGGUACUAUGUCAAAAAGCAUUGGUACUGGAACUGAUGACCCUCCUACCAAUGACAAACGUUCGAAUAGUGACUUGGCUUUAAAUACGCUUGCUCGUCUUGGAUUAUAUCAACUUGCUGGCUCCUAUGAAUCCUAUCAACCACUCCUUCGUUUUGCUCUUAACUCUUCUACUCUUCCACAUUCCCUUGUUGUAGUCGUCCUAGAUUGGGCACGCCCCUGGACUUUUAUCGAAACAUUACAAAAAUGGAUUAAAUUUGUAGAAUUAGGUAUCGAAAGUGUAAAAAAGGAAGGAAAUGUUGGAUCUAAAGAUGGUUGGACCAAAGGAAAAGCAGUGGUUGAUGAAUUGAAAGAUUUACACGCCGCUAAUCCAAAUGCAACAGUUAAUAGUGAAGAAGAUGAUGUUGCAUUGCCAUUGGGACCAGGAGUUUUGACUACAAAUCUAGCAGUGCCAUUAGUGGUGGUUUGUACCAAGUCCGAUAAUGUUAGUACUCUUGAGCGUGAGUUAGAUUAUAAAGAAGAGCAAUUCGAUUACAUACAGCAAACUUUACGAACAAUUUGCCUCAAAUAUGGUGCAGGGCUUUUUUAUACAACUACACGUCAACCUCAAACAUUUGUCAACCUUAGAAAAUAUAUCCUUCAUCGACUCCUUGGUUCUAAAGCUUCAUCCAGUGACACUAAAUCUGCAUACGCUUUUAAUAUUAAGGCACACGUUGUUGAGCGCGAUACAGUGUUGGUUCCCACUGGUUGGGAUUCUUGGGGUAAAAUUAAAGUUUUAAGAGACGGAUUUGAUUGUGAGGGAUUGCUUCAAGGCUGGGAAUUGGAUAUGGGGGGUGAUAAACCUGCUGAAGGAGAAGAAAAGGAAAUAAUCAGUGCUAAAAAGUUGUACGAGGACGUAGCUGUCCAUGAGGAUUCCGAUAAAGAUGAACAAGAUUUCUUCAGCCGUCAUUUUGAUACUUUACAAAAGGCUAAUAACGAACGUCAAUCCCCACCCUCAGUUGUCGGACCAAUGGGAGCUCCCAAUUAUUCGUAUGGCGACAUUGGUGCCGAUAUUCCCGAUAUUGAACAUUCUUCACUUAACAACACCGCUUCUUCAAGACCUAAAACAAAUAAUACAGCCAAAGUACCUUCACCACCUUCAGGCAUCAAUAUCACAAAUGGAAAUACGGGUGCUCCUCCUGUAAAUGGACCUGCACCUAAUCAAAAUGAGGUUCUUGCCAACUUCUUCCAAAAUCUGCUUUCGAAGAAGGCUAAUAUAGCACCGGCUACCUCAGGGAAUUCUCAAACAUCACCGAACGAACCAACUGCUAGUCCUGUUCCCAAACAACAAAAUGGAUCGAGUAACGUUAGUCGAACGAUGGUUCAAAAAGAGUUAGAUAAAUUGAGAAAUUUGCCUAACAAUACAACUGCAAGUAUGGCUGGAAAAUAA